Molecule: messenger RNA, 2409 nt
Organism: Galeopterus variegatus (Sunda flying lemur)
Lineage: Eukaryota; Metazoa; Chordata; Mammalia; Dermoptera; Cynocephalidae
Gene: MAGT1
Product: magnesium transporter 1
Exons: 10
Coding region: 178-1185 (335 amino acids)
Cellular component (GO): oligosaccharyltransferase complex
Source: RefSeq, a predicted model, not a curated record
GAAGUGAACUGUCUUUUAGCGGGCGUCUGGUAGUAGCGCACUGUUACGUAAUGUGAGGGGUCGCCCUGCAGGGCUGAGCUGGGCCAAUGAAGAAAGGCAAGGGGCUGGCUUGCUUGUUCUCACGCCCCACCCUCAGACCGAGCCGGAGGAAAGUUUAUCGGAGUGAGUGGAGCGAACAUGGCAGCGCGUUGGUGGUUUUGGUGUGUCUCUGCGACCAUGGCGGUGGCGCUGCUGCUCGUUUAUGAGGUUCCUUCGGCCUCUGCCCAAAGAAAGAAGGAGAUGGUGUUAUCUGAAAAGGUUAGUCAGCUGAUGGAAUGGACCAAUAAAAGGCCUGUGAUAAGAAUGAAUGGAGACAAAUUCCGUCGCCUUGUUAAAGCCCCACCAAGAAAUUACUCCGUUAUUGUCAUGUUCACUGCUCUUCAACUUCAUAGACAGUGUGUCGUUUGCAAGCAAGCUGAUGAAGAAUUCCAGAUCCUGGCAAACUCCUGGCGAUACUCCAGUGCAUUCACCAACAGAAUAUUUUUUGCCAUGGUGGAUUUUGAUGAAGGCUCUGAUGUAUUUCAGAUGCUAAACAUGAAUUCAGCUCCAACUUUCAUCAACUUUCCUGCAAAAGGGAAACCCAAACGGGGUGAUACAUAUGAGUUGCAGGUGCGGGGUUUCUCAGCUGAGCAGAUUGCCCGGUGGAUCGCAGACAGAACUGAUGUCAAUAUUAGAGUAAUUAGACCCCCAAAUUAUGCUGGUCCCCUUAUGUUGGGAUUACUUUUGGCUGUUAUUGGUGGACUUGUGUAUCUUCGAAGGAGCAAUAUGGAAUUUCUCUUCAAUAAAACUGGAUGGGCUUUUGCAGCUUUGUGUUUUGUGCUUGCUAUGACAUCUGGUCAAAUGUGGAACCAUAUAAGAGGACCACCAUAUGCUCAUAAGAAUCCCCACACAGGACAUGUGAAUUAUAUCCAUGGAAGCAGCCAAGCCCAGUUUGUAGCUGAAACACACAUCGUUCUUCUGUUUAAUGGCGGGGUUACUUUAGGGAUGGUGCUUUUAUGUGAAGCUGCUACUUCUGACAUGGAUAUUGGAAAGCGAAAGAUAAUGUGUGUGGCUGGUAUUGGACUUGUUGUAUUAUUCUUCAGUUGGAUGCUCUCUAUUUUCAGAUCUAAAUAUCAUGGAUAUCCAUAUAGCUUUCUGAUGAGUUAAAAAGGAUCCCAGAGAUAUGUAGACACUGGAAUAAUGGAAAUUGAAAAGCAAAAAACAUGUAUUUGAAAAGAAAAAUUCAACUUGUGUAUUUUGUAUUACCUCUUUUUUUCAUGUGAUUUAAAUAGUUAGUCAUUUAACCAAAGAAGAUGUGUAGUGCCUUAACAAGCAAUUGCCUGUCAGAAUCAUGAAGUAUUUGGAAAUGACUUACCUCUUAACCUUCCUUUCCCAGUGAACUUUAUGGAACAUUUAAUUUAAUAGAAUUAAGUAUAUUAUAAAAAUUUUUAAACUACUACUUUGUUUUAAUUAGAACAAAACUCAAAAUUGCUUCAGUUAACUUUUGGUCAUCUGAUUUCAUAUUGUUUUAUCCAAAGAUGGAGAAAGAAAGUCCUGACCAGGUGUUCGCACAUAUGCCUAUUACAGAUACCUUCAUCAGGAAUUCAUUCUUACCUUUUCCAUCUUUGCAUGGAUGUGUAUACUUUACACAUCUUUCCUUUUGGGCAGAGGGAUCAUGUGUACUAUGUGGUCUUCUGAAUAUGGAAUACAAUUUUUCAGAGUAUACGUCUAGCCUUUAGAAAGACUAGUCAGUCUUUUUCCUCCUGCAUCUUUUCUACUGAAAUAUAGUGCUAUCUAUGCUUCUUGAUAACUAUAGACAUUAAAAAGUAUCUCUAAAUACAGGAUUAUGAUUUCUGCAUGAGUAUGGUGUUAACUACCUUGUAUUUGGAAAGAUUGCAGAUUCAUUUUAUCUCCUUAGUUUUCUUUUAUUUAGGAUGGCUCAUCUCUAAUAAAAAUAUGGCUUAAUGCUAAAAUCAGUGUAACUUAUAAAUGGUCUAAAAUGUUUCUGCAAAUUAGAGAUUGUCCCUUAUUUCUUUUGUACCUAAGAGAAAAAUAGGCUCAGUUGUGUUUAGGAAAAGGACUUCCUUAGAAUGAGAAAAGAAAAUCAUGAAAUAUUGAAUUGUUGCUGAUGUACAGAAAUUGUUUCUUAAAAGCUGUUCUGUUUUAAAAGCUGUUAUUUUAGCCUUUAUUCUCUCCCUUUAAGUGGAGAAACAAGUAAAAAUUUGAAACGGUCUUGUUUGAAUUAUUUUUUUCUAUCAGAAAUAACCAUAUGUGCUAACCAAAUUUCUGUGAAGAAUGUUUUCAUGGUUAUCACUACAUCUAACUAUAAGCUCCCCCAUAGUUAUGAGGAGUAACCUGAAAUGCCACUAUUACGGAAGUACAAGAAUUAUA